UUUCGGGGGGCCGGUCCCUCGAAUUGACAGUAUAGCAAAGAUGGCCGACGAGAAGGAACCUCCUCCUCUGUUCGACAGCGUAGAAAUUAAUAAAAAUGACGAUUUGGAGGACGACGACGACGAUCUAUUCGCAUCCGCUGUUCAGGACCAUAAUCAGCUGGAUGAUGAUUCACCUUAUAACGGCAUCGGCACCAUGCAGGCAGAGCUGCCGAAAUUGACAUUAAGAGAUGCGACGGAUCAGAAUUCAGGUUCAUCUAUUUCGAGUCCUCCUCCAGGACCGUUGAGUCCCACCACUGAAACUGCUGGUAGCGAUAUUGGAGAGAUGGACGAAGUGCCUAUUAACGAUAGCAGUGACAUUCUACCACCAAAAAGUGUCUUCCAAUCGCAAGCCCUUGAAGAGGUGCCCACGGAGACUUCUGAUGUAUUUUUAAAAAUUACAGUAACUUCGCCACAGAAAGUUGGUGAAGGUAUGGGCGCCUAUGUUGCAUACCGAGUUGAAACUAAAACUAACAUGCCAAUAUUUCGAAAGCGUAGUUUCAGUGUGGUCCGACGCUUUAGUGACUUUCUUGGUCUUCACGACAAACUGACGGAGAAGUAUCUGAGAAAUGGUAGAAUUAUCCCACCAGCACCGGAGAAAAGCGUUAUUGGCAUGACAAAAAUUAAAAUGUCCGGUGACAAAACCCAAGAACAUAAUUCAAGUUCGACUGAAUUCAUUGAGAGGCGCAGAGCAGCUUUGGAGAGAUAUGUAAAUAGAACAGCUGCACAUGAUGUUCUUCGUGUUGAUCCGGAUUUCAGAGAGUUCUUGGAAGCUGAUAUGGAAUUACCCAAGGCCACAAGUACAUCGGCACUUAGUGGUGCUGGAGUUAUGAGACUUUUCAAUAAAGUUGGAGAAACUGUCAAUAAAAUCACUUACAAAAUGGAUGAAAAUGAUUCGGAGGGUAAGUGGUUUGAAGAAAAAACAACUCAAAUAGAUUCUCUGGAUAUACAACUCCGCUCAUUACAUGCAGCUGUUGAAAGUUUGACCAACGAAAGAAGAGAAUUGGCUAAUUGUACAGGCGCUACAGCAAGGUCCAUUGCUGUACUUGGUCAUGGGGAGCCAGGCGCUUCCCUUGGCAGAGCUUUGGCGCAAUUAGCUGAAACAUUGGAAAAAGUCGAGGUAGUCAGGAGGGCUCAGAGCAACAGCGAUUUAUAUCAAUUUGGAGAAAUGCUGAGGGAUUAUGUCGCGUUGAUUGGCGCAAUUAAAGGCGUUUUUCACGAGCGUGUGAAAGUGUUUCAAAAUUGGCAACACGCUCAGCUUAUGCUGAAUAAGAAACGAGAACAAAAAGCAAAGCUAGAACAAUCCGGGCGUAGCGAAAAGUCGAAUCAAGCUGCAACUGAAGUAAUUGAAUGGGAAUCAAAGGUUGACAGAGGUCAAGAGGAGUUCGAUAAUAUUUCACGAAUGAUAAAGAAGGAAGUUGAGAGAUUUGAAUUAGUUAGAGUGGAGGAUUUCAAAAAGCAAUUGACUGAGUAUCUCGAAGCAAUGCUGCAACAUCAAAAUCAGCUAAUUAAACAUUGGGAAAGUUUCCUUCCUGAGGCUCGUGCAGUCGCAUGAACAUUCCACGAGUAUAUAAAACUACGAAGUAUAUCUAUGUAUAUAUACAUGUACAACUACAUUUAUGUGUACAUAGAUAAAAUUUACAUAUAAUGUGUAAUGAUAACAAAAUUAUCUUUUUUAAGCAUUAGAUAAUAAUUCAUAUCUGAAACUGUACUAGCAAGGAUACAAGUUGAGUCUCUUCAACGUUUUGCCUGAUUUUCCACGACGAAAGUUGAGAUGCAAAAUUUCGAGCACAGGUACCAUCUGUUUUAUUUAAAAAAUUUAAAAAAAUCAUGUUACUAUUUAGUUUUUAAGGCUCUUCAAGAUUUAGUAUACAUGCAUAAUCUUAUAUUCGAAAAACAGUCAACAGAAAACAACUUUUCCAAUUAAUUGGAAAAAAAAAAUCAGUCGCACAGUCGUUAAAAUGAUCGCUCGAAGCGAAUCGCUCGCUGUUAAACAAUAUUUAUAGAAAUAUAUACAUUAUAUAUAUAUAUAUACAUACAUACAUCAAAAUCGUACUCCUUUUUUUCAGGCACGUAUUCUAUACACAUAUUAUUUGUUAGAGAAUGUUAUUCGACAAUAAAAUUGAAGUUAUACAAAA
Messenger RNA from Diprion similis, 2174 nucleotides. It is a transcript of the gene Snx1, whose product is annotated as sorting nexin-2. The record is from RefSeq and is a predicted model, not a curated record. Gene Ontology annotation, cellular component: endosome; endosome membrane. Gene Ontology annotation, molecular function: phosphatidylinositol binding. Gene Ontology annotation, biological process: early endosome to Golgi transport. Lineage: Eukaryota; Metazoa; Arthropoda; Insecta; Hymenoptera; Diprionidae. The transcript has 8 exons. Bases 41 to 1591 code for a protein of 516 amino acids.